This is a messenger RNA of Lepisosteus oculatus (spotted gar), 1937 nucleotides long. Its product is annotated as collagenase 3. Lineage: Eukaryota; Metazoa; Chordata; Actinopteri; Semionotiformes; Lepisosteidae. Gene Ontology annotation, cellular component: extracellular matrix. Gene Ontology annotation, biological process: proteolysis; collagen catabolic process; extracellular matrix organization. The record is from RefSeq and is a predicted model, not a curated record. Gene Ontology annotation, molecular function: zinc ion binding; metalloendopeptidase activity.
AGACUCUCACAUCUGCCAGGACAGCGCUGCAGCGAGGCGCCAUGAAGGCCAGCGGACUCUUGCUUUUUCUGGCAGUUUCACCUCUUUUUGCAGCCCCUUUGUCCAGAAAGGAGGCAGAACAGAAAGAAGACAACUGGAUUUUUGCAGAGAAGUACCUCCGCAGGUUCUAUGGCCUCUCCCCACCUGGUCUGCGGGGGCAGCCGGGGUCCCCCGACUCUGUGCAGCUGAAGAUCCAGGAGAUGCAGGGUUUCUUGGGGCUGGAGGUGACCGGACAGCUGGACCCCGACACGCUGGCUGUCAUGAACAUGCCCCGGUGUGGGGUCCCUGACGUGGGGGAGUAUAAUCUCUUCCCCAGGAAUCUCAAAUGGAGAAACAACAAUGUGACCUUCAGGAUUGUAAAUUACACCCCAGAUCUGAAACCUUCUGAAGUGGACAGGGCGAUCCAUAAUGCUCUCAAAGCAUGGAGUGAUGUGACCCCUCUGGUUUUCAAGAAGAUACACAACGGUACUGCAGACAUCAUGAUAGCCUUUGGAGCAAAAGAACACGGAGACUUUAAUCCCUUUGAUGGGCCCAACGGCUUGCUGGCCCACGCCUACCCUCCAGGGAAUGGGAUUGGGGGAGACACGCAUUUUGACGAAGACGAAACAUGGUCAACCGACUCAAGCGGCUACAACUUGUUCGUCGUUGCAGCCCAUGAGUUUGGCCACGCUCUCGGCCUCGCCCACUCCUCGGACCCGGGGGCUCUGAUGUUCCCAGUGUACUCUUACUCCCGGGGCUUCCCCCUCGCUGAGGACGACAUGCACGGAAUACAGGCUCUCUACGGCCCGAACCCCGACCAUCGAAAAGUGAAACCCAAGCCUGACGCCCCAGACAAAUGUGACCCCAUGUUGACCUUUGAUGCAGUGACUGAACUCAGAGGGGAAACAAUCAUCUUUAAGGACAGGUUCUACUGGCGCCUGCACCCCCAGAUGGUGGAACCCGAGCAAACGCUCAUUAAGAUGACCUGGCCAUCUAUUCCAAACAAGAUUGACGCAGCCUAUGAAAAUCCUGCGAAAGACCUCGUUUUCAUAUUUAAAGGUAUCAGGAUGUGGGCUCUCAACGGGUACAACCUGGUGGAAGGCUACCCAAAGUACAUUCACAAGCUGGGCCUUCCGAAAAGCAUCCGCAGGAUCGACGCUGCUGUUUACAUGGAGGACAGUGGGAAGACCCUGCUCUUCACAGACGAAGACUACUGGAGCUAUGAUGAGAGUAGUGGGACCAUGGACCCAGGGUAUCCCAGGUCAAUAGAAGACGAUUUCCCGGGGAUUGGGGAAGAGAUGGAUGCUGUCUCCUACAAAUACGGAUAUUUGUAUUUCUACCGGGGUGCAAUACAGUUUGAGUACAACUACAGAGCACGCAAAGUUCUUCGCAUCCUGAGGACAAACUCCAUUCUCAACUGCUAAAACCCAACAAGGAAAAAAUAACAUUUCUGCACAUCUUUUUUUCAAAAAACUUUAUUUUAUAGUUUGUUGAAACUUCAAGCCAUGUCUGGUCUGGAAACCAGAGUUCAGUUAUUUAAUUUUGGUCUGAGGCCAAAUGUUAUUAAAUUAUUGAUUUUGUUAAAUAAAUUAUUACGUGACUGAAAAAUCCCCAAUUUAUUCUGCAUGUGUUCUUCUGUAUUUCUGAGUUACAGGAGUCAUAGCAAAAUGAGGGGAUUUUCCAUUUCUGUGGUUCAUGGUGUAUGUGAAAGAAGUAGCUUCUUAUUUCUUAAGAAGGAUAUGAAAACCAAUUUGUAUUGUAUGUGUAUGAGAGAGAGGAGGAGUGCUGUGUGGAAUAUAGAAUGGACUUAUUGAGUUUAUUAAAGAACUGAACUGAACUGUGGUGGUUAAUUUCAGUGGUUUGAGCACUUAAAGCCUGAGAAAAGGAAAAACAGAAAUAAUAAAAAUCUCAACACAAUA